GGGGUAGUGUGUACACACCAGGCCCCACGGUAGAGAGGGUGUGGUGCCUGCUGCUGCAAGACAGGGAUUAAGAAGUGGGAGUGGACUCUGUUCUGUCUCGGAUUGCCCCGGAAUCCAUCCUCUCUCUGGGAUAAGUUAUAUUAUUAUAACCUUUAUUUUUAAUGGAAGAUGAUUGAAUGUGAAAACCUAAACCAAGAAGACAUAAUUAAAGAACUGUGUUUAUGCAAUGGUUUAUCUUAUGAGAUGAUUGGACAAGAAGGAUCAGAUACUUCAAAACUGGAAAUGUUUUUCUCAGGGUAUCCUCGUAUAGUCGGAUUAUCAUUAUUUCCUAAUUUAACAAGUCUCACAAUUGUUGCUCAAGAUAUAAAAGAAAUUUCAGGACUAGAAACUUGUUUACGGCUUAAAGAACUUUGGAUUGCCGAAUGCUACAUAGAGAAAAUUGAAGGUAUUCAAGAAUGUAGAAAUUUAGAAAAACUGUACUUAUAUUUUAAUAAAAUUUCUAAAAUAGAAAAUUUAGAGAAAUUAUCCAGAUUGGAAGUUCUUUGGCUGAACCACAAUGCAAUUAAAAAUAUUGAGGGUUUGCAAACUUUGAAGAAUUUAAGUGAUCUCAACCUUGCUGGAAAUCUAAUAAGCAGCAUUGGUCGAUGUCUUGAUCCCAAUGAACAACUAGAAAGAUUAAACCUUUCUGGUAACCAAAUAUGUUCUUUCAAGGACCUCACUAACUUAACCAGGCUGCGUCGCUUAAAGGAUUUAUGUCUCAAUGAUCCUCAGUAUAAAACCAAUCCAGUUUGUCUGCUGUGUAAUUAUUCCACACAUGUGUUAUAUCAUUUGCCUUGCCUUCAAAGACUUGACACGUUUGAUGUGUCAGCAAAGCAAAUCAAGGAACUGGCAGAUACCACAGCAAUGAAAAAAAUAAUGUAUUACAAUAUGCGUAUAAAAACUGUUCAGAGGCAUCUUAAUGAAGACCUUGAAAAACUGAAUGAUCGAAAAUGUAAAUUACAGAAGUUGCCAGAAGAACGAAUAAAAUUAUUCAGCCUUUUGAAAAAAAAUUUGGAACGGGAACUGACUGAACUCAGAGGAUCUGGCAAAGGGCACAAUGAUAGAUCCAGUAACAAUAAAGUAACUGAGCUUGAAAAAUCAAAAAACUGUGAAACUGUCACAGAAGAACCAAGUCUUCAGCAGAAGAUAGUGACCAAACUAAAUGCCUUGAAUGAAAGGGUAACAUUCUGGAACAAAAAACUAGAUGAAAUUGAAGGAAUUUAUCGUAUUGAAGUAAAACAAAAGAAGAAAAGUCAUAGUUUAUUAAUCCCAUUUUUGUUAAUUGAGUUGGAGACUGUGGGAAACAUCUACUUUGAAGAAGGCACUCGAUCUGAUGACUGGUUUAAUUCCUGCUAUGAAUUAAUUCUAUCACGUUUUUGUACAUGGGACUUCAGAACGUAUGGUAUUACAGGAGUGAAAGUAAAACGUGUCAUCAAGGUUAACAACCGUAUUCUGAGACUAAAAUUUGAAGAGAAAUUCCAAAAGUUUUUGGACAAUGAAGAUAUGCAUGAUUCAGAGAGCUAUCGACAGAUGCUGGAAUGCCUUUUUUAUGUUUUUGAUCCUGAAGUUACAGUGAAGAAAAAGCAUCUGCUACAAAUACUUGAAAAAGGAUUCAAAGACAGUGAAACGAGCAAGCUGCCUCUCAGAAAAGAAGCUGUUAUUCUUGCUAACAGCCUAAGUAUAUGUGAGUGUCCCAGAAUUGAAUUUCUACAGCAAAAGUACAAGAAUGAGAAGAAAAACUCUCUUGAGCAUGAGCUCUUCAGACAUGGCAUCCUCCUGAUUACAAAGGUUUUCCUUGGCCAGAGUGUUCAGGCUCAUGAUCAGGACUCCAUCAGUCAAGCCAACUACCCAAUGAUUAAUUCAGUAUUCAUUCCUCGAAAAUAUUUACUAAAUUCUAUCAUGGGACAAAGAAACUGUGAUUGCAGCAUUCGGCAGUACAAGUGGUUUGUCUUUGAUCAUGACCUUGUUUUGCCUGAAUACAUCGUAGAAUUUGAGUAUAUUACAGUGGUCAAGUCUCACUCUUUAUUUUCUGCAUUCAACAAUGUUAUCCUAGAAGAGAGCAAAAAAAAUUCAGAAGGAUCAGUAUUGUCCCAGGAUUUGAAAUUUGAUGAUGAAGUUAUAAAAAUGGAUCCCAGGAUCAAGCCCAGACCAAAACUUACUCGCUUGGAUGAUAAAACAAUACUUUCCCUUGCCAAGACUAGCAUUUACAGUCAUAUUGUGAGUCUGAAUCUACAUGGAAACAGCUUGAGUAAAUUGAGAGAUCUCUCCAAGUUAACAGGACUUCGAAAACUUAAUAUCAGCUUUAAUGAAUUUACUUGUUUAGAUGAUAUAUACCACCUGGAUAACCUUGAAUGUUUGGAUGCAAGUCAUAACCAUGUGAUAACUCUUGAGGGAUUUAGAGGUCUGAUGAAACUUAAGCACUUAGACUUGAGCUGGAAUCAACUGAAAAAAUCUGGCGAUGAAAUAAAUAUGUUAUGCAAACACACCACAAGCCUUCUCACUCUGGAUAUUCGACAUAAUCCAUGGCAAAAGCCAGCCACAUUAAGACUGAGUGUUAUUGGCAGAUUAAAGACUCUUACUCAGUUAGAUGGAGUCCUUAUUUCUGAAGAAGAAGCAACAGCAGCUAAGAAAUUUAUUUCUGGGACAAAGAUUACUCAGUUAUCUCUCUUACGGCAUUCUAGUACUAAAGAGGAGAGAUCACGGAUUCUUAGUAUAUGGCCUUCUGCCAAAAUUCUGACACAGAUUUCAAAAUUAGGACCACAUUCACAUCUGAGUGGAAACUGGUACUUGAAGAUAACUGCCUUAAAUUUAGAUGGGCAACAUCUUUUUAAAAUCACAAAUUUAGAAAAAUUGGAAAAUUUGAAGUGGGCAUCAUUCAGCAACAAUAAUCUCACUAAAAUGGAAGGCUUGGAAUCUUGUGUUAACCUGGAAGAGCUCACAUUAGAUGGAAACUGCAUCUCAAAGAUAGAAGGCAUUUCCAAGCUGACUAAAUUAACCCGCCUCAGCAUAAAUAAUAAUCUCCUCACUGGUUUGGAAAAGCAUACUUUUGAUAACAUGCUUCAUCUUCAUUCCCUUUCUCUUGAGAACAACAAAAUCACUUCAUUGAGUGGUUUACAAAAAGCUUUUACACUAAUUGAAUUAUACAUAGGCAAUAACUAUAUUGCUCUCAAUCAGGAGAUCUACAAUUUAAAGGGUUUAUGCAACCUGGUCAUUCUAGACAUGUAUGGAAACAUUAUUGUAUGGAAUCAAGAAAACUACCGGUUGUUUGUAAUAUUUCAUCUUCCAGAACUGAAAGGUCUGGAUGGAAUCUCAAUUGAACCACCAGAGAUUGAGUGUGCAAAAGAUUUGUUUGGUGGCAGACUUACUUCUGACAUGAUUGCUGAACGACAAGGACAUUCAAACUUCACCCAAAUGCAAGAACUAAACUGGACUUCAUCAUCCAUCAGAACUGUGGAUUUGAUUCCAGUUGACCAAUUUAGAAAUGUGUGUAAUGUGAAUCUACAGAACAAUAAUCUUACCUCAUUCAGUGGAUUAAUCUAUCUGCCUAACGUGAAGGUCUUAUGCCUCAACUAUAAUCAUAUUGAAUCAAUCAUGCCCCGACUAAAGCCUCAGACUCACUUGACCAAUAGACAACUACUCUACCAGAAAGUGCCUUCAAGUGGCUAUGGGCAGCAAGGAACUUCAAAAAUAAACAGAGAUACAAUGAGCAGUGAAAAUUUGCCUCCAAUAAUGCACAGUUUAGAAGUUCUUCAUUUGGGCUACAACGGAAUUUGUAAUCUCAUUCAGCUACAGCUUAACAGACUAAGAAAUUUAAAAUUCCUCUUUCUUCAGGGGAAUGAAAUCAGUCAAGUUGAAGGGCUUGACAACUUAGAAUUCCUUCAGGAAUUGGUAGUGGACCAUAACCGCAUCAGAGCCUUUAAUGAUAGUGCCUUUGCCAAACCAAGCUCUCUGUUGGCACUUCACCUAGAGGAAAACAGACUACGAGAGCUGAGCAAAUUACAACCUUUGGUAAAACUAGAGAAACUCUUCCUAGGAUAUAAUAAAAUCCAGGAUAUGGCAGAACUGGAAAAACUUGAUGGUAUCUCUUCCCUCAGAGAGCUUACAGUUUAUGGCAAUCCAAUUUGUAGAAAAAUGCUACAUCGCCACGUGCUUAUAUUUCGACUGCCUAACUUACAGAUGUUAGAUGGAAUCCCUGUGAAUUCAGAUGAUAGGGCAAAAGCUGAAUUUCACUUCUCUGAACCACAAGCAAAGAAAAAUUUGUCUAUUCCUGUUACCAACUCUCCUGUGGAUGGUGGAUCAUUUGGCCAAGUGAAAGCUCCUCCCAUAAAGCUAACAAAUGUAAUUCGGCCUGGUGGAUUUGGCCAUUACUUGGGAUCUGACUUCACUUUAACUCCUGAAGUUGAAGACAAAAAAGACAAGAAUGCAGGGAUUCUAACAAGUAAUCCUCAGAGCAUCCAUGCAGAAAUAGCUUUUCAGCAACUCGGAGGGAUAAAUCUCUCUCCAUCUCUUUUAUCACAUCAGAAUAUGGCAUCUCCAAGUGCAGAAAUAUACCAGAGCAACCAAGAUGAGGGAAGAAUUCCUGGCAGACACUUUCCAAGAUCAAAUCGAAUGUAACUGCCUAAAGAGAAAUGAAUAUAUACCAAGAAACCUAUUUCUGUUUAGUAGUUGUGCAAAAACUAGCAGCCAGUGUUGGUGAUAAAAAAUAUAAGACAAUCACGUUACUUAUGUUACUGAAGCACUUCUGUUCCAUAUGAAGAUACUCUCUAUCACCCUUGGUGAAUUUUAUUUAAUAUCAUCUUUCUUAAACUUUCUUUAUGGUUAUCUUAAUUAUUCAUUUGAUUUUCUAUGUUAGAAAAAUCAUGAAAUAUAUCAUACAACAAUUGAAAAGAUACAAGUGGCAUAAAACAAAGUUCAAAGAAUCAAAUGUUUAGUCCUGGGGUAUUGGAAGCAUUUAGUUGUAAAAUCUCAUUUUGGCUUCUCAUAUAAAGAUACUAAGAAAAGGUAAUUUUAGGAAAUAAGCAUACUUUCAUUUGUAGAAUAUCUGUUCAUUUAGGCUUACCUAAAGCUAAAGCACACAUUUCUUACCAAACACAACUAUUACUAAAGCAAGUUGAGUUGUGCUAGUUGAACUACAGAUUAGUUUUUUAGGACUAUAUUUUGAAAAAAAUAGCCUCAAACUGAGUCCGCCCUAAGAAUUGUUUAGAGAUGGAACUCAUAGGCAUCAAUAGUACUUCCUGAAGGUAGCUAUGAGUGCAACCAGCCAUUCAUGCUCUAAGAAUAAAAGAAUAGUAUUUCAUAUACACAAUUCAUUGAAUGUGCCCAUAGUGAUAUAAUUUUACAAACAAGUUUUAGGCUAAAUAAACACAUGUUCAAAAUAAGUGGACACAUUUAAAAUUUGGACUCAAUUAUAUUUUACUGGAAGUAAGUUUUCUAAAAUAUUGACAAUUACAUUGUAUAGUACUAGGAAAAAUCAUAAAUCAAGUGUGGUUUUGAAUUUAUUUAUUAAACACAGUUCUUUAAAUUAAUGAUUAAAUUGCCAAUCAUAUUUUUAUAUCAAUGGGCUCCAAGAUUCAUGAAGUAUUGUUUAAAUUUUUCAAGUAGUGGUUCAACGCUACAUGUAAUUUUCAUAUUAUUUUAUGUGUUCCUUACAUGAAAAUAAAUUAUUUUUACUAAAAUAUUUGUAUUUUAUAAUCUAUCUGGAAAUAGUUUUAAGGAUAUUUUGGAAACUAAUGCCAAUAUGUAUGCAACAAUUUUGUGUCUUCUUUAAAUACUGUAUGUUUGUAAUUUAAUGAUGUAAUAUUUAAAAUUUCAAACCUAAUACAGAUUGAUUUUACCCUUCUUAAUGUGUGGUUUUUAAACAACUAUUACUCUAAGGUAGAAAUAAGAUCCUUUGUUUAAAAAGGAACCAUGCAGUUCUUAAGAUGUCCAGAAGAUGUCUUUGUUGCCCUUUAGUUCUGACAACUGUUUUCAUUACAGUGUUGUGAUAAGCACCUGCUCUUCACUAUUUGUUACUAACUUGACAUCAUUUGCUUUUUCUUUCUCUUAUGAUUAUGUAUAAAUGAAAUGCUCAAUAUAUGCUACUUUUAUAGUAAAAAGUGUCUUUGUAAAUAAUAAACUGGAUGGGAAAAAUAAAGUAACAGGUUUUCACUGGAGAAAAAUUUACAAGAGCAGAAAAGUAUAAAGCAGGAAAAACAUAACUUAUUAUUCAGCAUCCACUUAACAUUUGACAUUUUUUUCGUGUAGCCAUUUCUUCUAUGUAUUUUCUUCUAUUCCAUUUUCUUCUAUGCAUUUCUAAUAUAUUUGAUAUCACUUGAUUUUUUUGAACACAUUGUUCAAUUUUGAGAUAUUUUAUUAUAAAAUUUUAAUUCGAAUUUGUUCUAGAAAGUAAAUUUGUGAUAAUUUAAUAGUAACAAACACUAAGAAGAAUAAUAAACGUAUAUAGCUUCCCUGGUGGCGCAGUGGUUGAGAGUCCGCCUGCCGAUGCAGGGGACACGGGUUCGUGCUCCGGUCCGGGAAGAUCCCACAUGCCGCGGAGCGGCUGGGCCCGUGAGCCAUGGCCGCUGAGCCUGCGCGUCCGGAGCCUGUGCUCCGCAACGGGAGAGGCCACAACAGUGGGAGGCCCGCGUACCACAAAAAAUAAUAAUAAUAAUAAAAAUAAAUAAAUAAAUAAUAAACGUAUACAGGCAUUGCUAGGUGCUGUACAGAAACAGACAUUGACCCAACCUUAAGAACAUUUUAAAUAUAAAUAUACAAUCAAUACUUCCAUAUAAAAGCAAUGAGGGGGAUGAUUACUAAGAUAAUUUGGCACAGUAGUUCUGAAGUUUUUCUGCCAUGAAAGCAGAUGAUGAUACAUACUCUCCUGGACAGGUUAAGCUGUUGGUUAUCUGCAGUUCUUAAAGCAGUUGCUAUAACUUCAUCCCCUUCCUAUUCAACAAAACAAAUGAAAAUGUAAUUGAAUAUGAGAGAUGUUUUUACGGGUCUGCUUUAGAUCUGCUCUAAAAAUUUUUUUAAGUAGAUCAUUCACCAACUGUGAAAUUUUAAAUUAUUCAUAAUACAUUUCACAACCGAUUGUAACAAAACAAGCAGGUAGUGCUUAUUACUAUAAACCACUAGUCCAUAUUUUACAUGGUUUAUCCUAAUAACAAACUUAUGAAAUAGAUGUGACAUGUACUGUCUCAAUUUAUAGAUUUAAAAACCUGGCCUUGUGCUUCCCUGGUGGCGCAGUGGUUGAGAGGCCGCCUGCUGAUGCAGGGGACGCGGGUUUGUGCCCCGGUCCGGGAAGAUCCCACAUGCCGCAGAGCGGCUGGCUCUGUGAGCCAUGGCCGCUGAGCCUGCGCGUCCGGAGCCUGUGCUCCGCAGUGGGUGAGACCACAACAGUGAGAGGUCCGCGUACCACAAAAAAAAAACACAAAAAACUGGCCUUAAAAGGAAAAGAUAUCACACCAAAUCCUAGAUUUUUUCAACUCUAAAUUCAUUGUUUUGAUGACUACAAAUGAACUGACAGUUAAUUAUUCCUAAUGUGCUGUUUAAUCAGCUGUUGUCGAGCCCUAAUGUGUGUAAAAAUUGUAAACUAUUCAUUCUCUUUCAGUGUAUUUAACUUACGGAAAAUGUAUAAUUUCUGCAGUAAAAUUAGUUCUUUGCCCCCCAGCAAAUGUCAUGAUAAAUUUAUUUUGCAUGCAGUCAUAUGCAUAAUUGUAUGACUUGUUUUAAAUUAAAGGAGAAUUCCACAGACAACCUGGAAAGCUAAAAUUUAGGGCACUUUAACUAUAGACAAGGAGCCUACCUUGCUGAACUGCAUAUAGAUGAUGUCAAAGUGAUCUUCUGAUUUCUAUUUAUGAAGAUUGACUAUAACUGUUUAUUAAAACUUUAUUAUUUACUUGAUUUCUCUACUACUGACACAAAAUUAACUAUGGUUGUGAACAUAUUUUUGCACAGAAUAUUUAGUGUGGAUCUGUGCGUGUGUGUUUGCAGGCACUCAUGACUAGUUUUAAAAUAGUCCUUAUGUUUAAGUAACGUGUCAUUUCAUUAUUUAUUCAUAAGCUAUCCUAUAUUAUGAGAAGUGUUUAAUGUUUUAAAACAUUAGAUCUUACUGUUAGUCAUGCUAUAGGCGCUUAGCUUCAAUUAAAUGUUACAUAAAAAGAAGUAAAUUAUUUAUAUUUCUAUAAGAGUAGAAGAAAGCACUUACGUCUUGAGUUCUGUUGGUUAUUCAAUGAAUCUAUUAUCAGUUUGUUUUGGUAUAGAAACUGGCUGUUUUUUUUAAAUUCCUCUGCUAUAAAACUUAGAACUUUUGGACAACUCCAAGUGCUUAACUACUUCUCUUGUUCAUCUCUCUGUACUUUCCUCUAUUACUGAAUUUUUUUUCUUUCUUUUUUUUAAAUUGAAAUAUAGAUGAUGUACAAUAUUGUUAGUUUUAGAUGUACUACAUAGUGAUUUGACAUGAUCGCCACUCUAAGUCUUGUAACCAUCUGUCCCCAUACAAAGUUAUUAACAAUAUUAUUGACCAUAUUCCUUAUGCUGUAUAUUACAUCCCUUGGCUUAUUUAUUUUAUAACUAGAGGUCUGUACCUCUUAAUCUGCUUCACCUGUUUCACCCUCCACGCCUCUCUGCCUCCCCUCUAGCAAACACCCAUUCUUUGUAUCUAUGAAUCUGUUUUUUGUUUUGUUUGUUUUGUUUUUUAGAUUCCACAUGUAAGUGAGAUUAUAUGGUAUUUGUCUUUGUCUGACUUACUUCACUUAGCAAAAUACCCUCUACAUACAUCCACAUUAUUGAAGUAUUUUUAAAGAAAAACCUGUACCAAAUUGAAAUUUUAGUUUGCAGUUGCCUUUCAGAACUAGGUCAGCAAAAAGUACACAGUUAUUUUAUCACUAAUAUUUUAUUUCUACAAGUCUAUAUCUCAUAAAAAUAUGAAUUAUAUUAUUACUCUUUUUCUUCAAUUUAUGAAUAAAAUUGCUUUGUAAUCUACAGAAAAGACAUUUCUCAGGCCCAAUUUAUGUGUUUUUUUAUCUCAAAUUUAGUUUUGGUGAUGAUUUUUCCUUAUAAUUAAAGUAAAAUAUAGAUAAAUGAUUUUAUAGCAAAAACAUGAAAUUCUGUGACCUAAGAAUAGAAUAAUACAUUCAAAGGAACUUAGAAGGAGCUUUGAAAGUGUUAAUUACCUUAAAUCAAAUUAUUUAUCAUUCAUGUGUAAUCUAUUAGGCCUUACCUUAACUAUAUGCUCUUUUAGGUAAAUCAGAAAGCAAAUUCGUCAACAUCAUUUUCCAUAUAAAAUAUUGGUGAUUCUGAAAUGCUAAUUUUAAAAUUAGAAUAUUUUUCCUUAUAUUGUAUCAUUAAAAAUAAGAGUAUCUAUUUCCAUAUGCUCUGAAUAAAAAUCCAUUGGGAUAACAUAUUUUGGUACCUUUUAAAAAUUCAUUUCAUUUUGAUCAAACAAUAAAAUGAAAAUGGAUGUGAAGUAUUUUUCACAAAUAGUAUUCUACAUUUUCUUCUAGUUUUUAAUUUUAUAAUUCUAAUGAACUUCCAAAUGCUUAAAAGUAUUUCAUACCAACAGAGUUCCAUUUUUAAACAUUACAAAUAGGAAAAAAGGUUUGUGAUGAUAUUAAAUAAAUCAUUUACAGUUUAUAGUUUUGUAAACCAUUAUGAUUACAUUUAUUUUUAAACAACAAUAUCUGUAUUUUAAACAGAAAAAAAUUAAGACCAUGUGGUUUAAAAGCUGUAGAUUUUAAUCAUGGACCUGCAUGUUUUACAUAUUGCUUACUGUAAAACAUUAAAAUGUUUUAAAUAAUUUUAGUAGUUUG
This is a messenger RNA of Orcinus orca (killer whale), 9827 nucleotides long. RefSeq names its product leucine rich repeat containing 9 (gene LRRC9). The record is from RefSeq and is a predicted model, not a curated record. Bases 169 to 4653 code for a protein of 1494 amino acids. The transcript is spliced from 33 exons. Gene Ontology annotation, molecular function: protein binding. NCBI's taxonomy places the organism in Eukaryota, Metazoa, Chordata, Mammalia, Artiodactyla, Delphinidae.